AUGAAUAUGGACAAGCUGUCAUCAAAGUAUAAGUAUCUAGGCGGGCUGCCUAUUGAGUGUUAUCGAAACAUCUCUCCAAGAAUACUCAUCGGGAUCGACAAUUGUCGGCUGGGCCACGCGCUGAACAGUCGUGAAGGACGAGAAGGUGAACCUGUGGCAAGUCGGACGCGACUCGGAUGGAUAGUCUACGGACCGUGCUCAACAGCAGCGGGAUCGCCGAGCAAGAGUUAUUCGGCAUAUCAUAGCUUUCACAUCUGUUCUUGUAGGGAGCAUAGCGACGAGGACCUGCAUAAGGCAGUAAAAGAUUAUUUUUCCCUGGAAAGCAUAGGGGUACUGAACCUAAAGAAAGAGCUGCUAUCGAAGGAUGACGAUCGGGCGAUUCAUAUCCUGGAAUCACAAACCAAGCUAAAAGGGAACCGAUACGAAACAGGAUUACUGUGGAAGUACGAGGACGUGCGCUUGCCGAACAAUAAACAAAUGGCCAUGAAGAGAUUAAUAUGUCUUGAGAAAAGGUUAUCAAAGGAUCCGGAUUUGGCGAAAGCAUUCAUUGAGAAGCUUCGUGACUACGAACAGAAGGGAUACAUCAAACGGCUGUCCCAUGCGGAGACUCAACCCAGACACCCUCGAUCAUGGUAUCUUCCCAUAUUUCCCGUGCAAAAUCCAAAUAAGCCCGGCAAGCUCCGCAUAGUUUGGGAUGCAGCCGCUUCAGUUAACGGCGUGUCGUUAAAUUCCGCGCUAUUGACGGGUCCGGAUCUUCUGGUAUCUAUAGUGGAAGUACUUUACAAGUUCAGAGAAUUUCGGAUUGCCGUGGCCGGUGAUAUUGUCGAAAUGUUCCAUCAAGUAUUGAUGAAUGAAAAUGAUCAACAAUCUCUGAAGUUCCUGUGGAGAAAAUGCGAACAGAACCGUGAACCGGACGUCUAUGUCAUGACGGUCAUGAUAUUUGGGGCAAGCUGCUCACCGAGUAGUGCCCAGUUCGUAAAAAACCGCAAUGCACAACGUUUCGAAAAUGAGUUCCCAAGUGCGGUUGAAGCGAUACUUCAUGAGCAUUAUGUGGAUGACAUUCUCACCAGCGUCGAGACGGAAGUUGAAGCAGAGAAGUUAGCGAAGGAGGUGGAAUACAUUCAUGGUCAAGCAGGAUUCAAAAUUCACAAUUGGCUAUCCAACUCCCGUAAUGUAUUGACAAGCUUGGGGUCGGAAGUCAGAAAUGAGAGAAGUUUACACACAACAGAUGAGUACGCAACGGAUAAGGUACUUGGAAUGUGGUGGUGUACCGCAACGGACAUGCUGACUUUCAAAGUUUCACUUCGACAUGACUCCGAUCUUUUGUCAGGCCGAGCUGUUCCAACGAAGAGACAAGUGCUGAGCACAUUAAUGAGGAUCUAUGACCCAUUGGGACUCAUCGCAAAUUUCCUGAUGUUCCUGAAAAUCUUGCUCCAAGAAAUUUGGCGCUCCGGUGUAUCGUGGGAUGAACCUAUAGGAAACAAGGAAUGGAAUAAAUGGCAGUUAUGGCUGACGGUCCUUCCAAGAAUCGAGUCCGUUCAAAUUCCUAGAUGUUACCGGAACCACACAACAGCAACAGAGUCGAAUAACAUCCAACUCCAUGUUUUUGUUGAUGCGUCCGAAAAUGGGUACGCAGCUGUUGCCUAUCUACGUUUCGAGGAAAAAGAUAGCAUUGAGUGUGCACUAAUCGGCUCGAAGACCCGAGUAGCACCGUUGCGAUUCGUCUCAAUUCCUCGUCUCGAACUACAGGCUGCAGUGAUAGGAGUACGCCUCGCGCGUUGUAUAGCGGAUUCACAUAAAUUAAAGCCUUCACAGAGGUUCCUCUGGUCCGACUCGCGGGAUGUUAUCUGCUGGCUGAACUCAGACCAUCGCAGGUACAGCCAAUUCGUAGGAUGCAGAAUAGGGGAGAUAUUGGAGUUUUCGGAAGCUUCUGAAUGGAACUGGAUUUCAACAAAAAUCAACGUGGCCGAUGACGCAACGAAGUGGCAAAGACUCCCGAAUCUUUCUUCUAACGGACGCUGGUUCCGAGGCCCAUCUUUUCUCUGGGAAAAAAAGGAGAAGUGGCCUAUUAUUAAGUCUGAUCCCGGAUCAACAGCGCUAGAAUUACGAACUCAUACUUUGCACCAUACAUGCCAGCAACCCAUAAUUGACGUAAACAAAUUCUCGCGAUGGAAUCGAUUAGUGCGACAUGUAGCUUACGUCAGGAGGUUCCCAAUGAACGUUCGUCGGCAACUAAUGAAGAAAAUGCUGAUUACUGGUCCACUCGAACAAGAAGAGCUAGCGAAAGCAGAGAACUACAUAUUCAAAACUGUCCAAGCGGAUGCAUUUUCGGAAGAAAUAAAGAUUCUUCGGGAAGCAGCUCGAGAACCGUGGAGGAACAAACGAAGUCUGCCCAAGCACAGUGCUCUGUACAAGCUAAGCCCACAUUUCGAUAACGAGGAGAUAAUCCGCAUGGACGGGCGUAUAGAUGCUUGUGAAUUCGCGAAAGGUGAUGCCAAGCACCCGAUCUUGCUUCCAAAAUGCCAUCACGUUACCGACCUAAUUUUAUCUGAUAUGCAUGUAAAGUUUUGUCAUCUAAACCACCAAACUGCCUUGAAUGAAGUUCGGCAGAAGUACUAUGUACCAUGUCUUCGUACCAUCUACAAACGCGUCCGUAACCGUUGCCAACUCUGCAGGAUCAGGAACGCACAACCUCAACCGCCGAUGAUGGGAGAACUGCCACCGAUGCGUCUGAAAGCGUUUACUAGACCAUUCUCCUUCAUCGGUAUCGAUUAUUUUGGACCCAUGCUUGUCACAGUAGGCCGCCGGGUAGAAAAACGUUGGGGUGUCCUGAUUACCUGCAUGACCGUCAGAGCAAUCCACAUAGAGAUUGCCCACUCGUUGUCGACAGACUCCUGCAUAAUUGCCAUACGAAACUUUAUCGCGCGAAGAGGUAUGCCACUGGAGAUAAUAAGCGAUUGUGGGACCAAUUUCAUAGGUGCCAGUCGCGAGCUCAAGGACGCUAUGCUGAAAAUUGACCAGAACAAGUUAACAGAGAGCUUCGUCAGCGCCCAAACGAAAUGGUCUUUCAAUCCACCCGCUUCGCCACACUUCGGAGGAUGCUGGGAAAGACUCAUCCAGUCAGUUAAGAAGACGCUACAACAAAUCAAGCCCAAACGAACGCCCUCCGAUGAAUUGCUUCGAAACAUGCUAACCGAAAUUGAAGCAAUCAUAAAUGCAAGACCAUUGACCGAAGUACCACUGGAACACGAAGAAGCCUCACCACUUACUCCUAAUCACAUCCUUAUCGGAUCAUCAAACGGUUCCAAGCCCCCGAUCGCGUUUAACGACAGUGCUGCCGUAGUGAUACGCUCCUGGAAGAUGUCCCAAGUGUACGCGAACGAAUUCUGGCGACGUUGGGUCGUCGAGUAUCUACCAACGCUAACUAGAAGAACGAAAUGGUUCCAGCCUGUAAAGCCCUUAGCAGAAGGGGACGUCGUAGUCGUGGUAGACCACAACCUACCCAGGAACACGUGGCCGAAGGGACGAGUUGUUGGAGUCACUGUUUCUAAAGACGGUCAGGUCCGUCGAGCGUCUGUACAAACAGCUAACGGGAUACUUGAGAGGCCAGCAGUUAAGUUGGCAAUUCUGGACGUUGGUUCGAUCGAGAGUAAGUCGGACUAGGGAUCGCGACGUACUGAGGGGGAGUGUUGCAACUGUAGCUGCAACGAACCAACAUGGAAACGUAUAGUUUCAUUUCACCGUACCUCUUGAGUAUCUGCCUACCUCGUGCUACCACUACCGAUACAGCUCUGCGGAACCUUUUACCUUGUCCGCGUGAACAAGCUCUUAUCAGAACGUAACUCUGUGAUUGAUGAUAAGGCGAGGGAGAUCGAAUACAAUUGAAUAGAUCAGGUACAACCGAAGUAAACAAUCCCAACUGGCAAUAAUUGCUAUGUGUAGCGUGGUGAGGCACAGUUUAUCGAAUUUGAUAAUUAAUUUAGCAUACUCUUACCUAAAAUUACAAAUAAUUACAGCUACUUAACUACUUAAGAGUUUGGUGAUGGUAAAUACUGAAUUUGAUUAAAAGAAACGUUGAAUUCUCUAUAAAAUAGUACGGUGUAGUAGAUACAGCAGUUACCGUAGAAUUCAUGCAAGCUAGAAACGUGAACCACAAACAUUAAACACGUUAAAAAGCUUUGCUACUCCCAAUCAGCAUAUUGAGCGCAAAAGGAAACAGAAAGGAUACUAAACGAAUUUUAUAACGUUGAAGUCAAAUAAACGUUCAAGAAAUCGGAAACUGUCUUUCUGUUGCAGUUUGCAACA
Messenger RNA from Armigeres subalbatus, 4305 nucleotides. RefSeq lists its product as uncharacterized. The transcript has 4 exons. Gene Ontology annotation, molecular function: nucleic acid binding. NCBI's taxonomy places the organism in Eukaryota, Metazoa, Arthropoda, Insecta, Diptera, Culicidae. Gene Ontology annotation, biological process: DNA integration. The record is from RefSeq and is a predicted model, not a curated record. The coding region runs from base 1 to 3663 and encodes 1220 amino acids.